GCGUUUACUCCGCCCCUCCUAAAACUCAAUCUUGCAAUCUCGGGACGACACAUGGCGUGACUCCUUUUACUGCCGCAAGAAAGGAGGCGGAAGGAGCAGAACUGCAUUCGUGAUCUUCGCAAUCAUAGCAGCGACACCCGAUCGUCCGGUUUCCUCUGAUUUAGGACGCCAUGGAUUCGUUCCAUAGGAACACGGAGCAGAAGGAGAUGACUGUUAGUCAGGUAAGUUUCGGCGGGUUCGAUGCGAAGGUCUCCGCGAAGGAACUUGCUGAUUUCUUGGAGUACGAAGCUGGGAUCAUUUGGCGGUGUCGUGUGAAGACGUCCUGGACCCCGCCCGAGUCAUACCCCGUCUUCAAGGGCACUGAUGAUGCCUUCGAUGUGCCGAGGAAGGACGAUUACGGCCGCGUGGUGCCUCACGCAUUUGUUCACUUUGCGCGCCCUGAUGCCGUUAAGAAAGCAAUGGAUGCCGCGGGAAAGUGUGAUCUUGUCUUGAAUGGCCGCCCGCUGAGGGCCAAUGUGGGAACCGAGAGUUCGUUCCGUGUCAACAGGAGGAGGACAACCGACCCCUUCAGAUUCUCCAACGCCUGCGUCGAGAUCGGUAAUUUGGUCAGCAGAGAUGAAUUCUUGGUCAGUUGGAAGGGGCCUGAUUCGGCGGUCGAUUUUGUGAUCGACCCCUUCGAUGAUUGCUGCAAGAUCCUUUUCUCCAAAGAGACAGCUUUCUAUUUCAAAGGGUUGCGGGAAAUGACACUGAUCAUGUGUGAUUUCAAGGUGGAGUUCUUGCUUAGAGACAUCAAUGAAGUGAGAGUACACAAGGAUGCAGCCCCCUUUGUGAUGCAGUUCCAGCUAAUCUCAGCGCCUUACGUGUAUUAUCGGACUGCUGAUGAUGACAUCUACACGUCUGUCCCGUUUAAUCUGUUAGACGAUGAGGAUCCCUGGAUCAGAACAACGGACAUUACACCUAGUGGUGCCAUCGGUCGGUGUAACUCAUACAGAAUUUCACUGUCCCCACGUUUUGGGCCUAAGAUGGAGAGAUCCCUGGCUUAUCUGAGAGAACAUGGUGUAGCUGAGAACCGGCCGAGAUGCCGGCUUGUAGUCCGAGAUGAGCCUGGUUAUGGAGCUCACAUGUCUGAUCCCUUUUUCUGUAUUCAGAACAAAAAAGGUAUCAAUUUUGCAACAAUGUUUUUAGUGAAUGCACUAGUACAUAGAGGCAUAGUUAACCAGCACCAACUGUCUGAGGAGUUCUUUUCCUUACUGAGGUGCCAGAGUGAGAUGGUAAAUGGAACAGCACUGAUGCAUAUCUUGUCUUACAAGCACCCCAUAUUUGAUGCCCCGGGGAGGCUUAAGCUUGUCCAGGAGUGGCUUUUAAGGAACCCCAAACUUCUCAGGCACUCGAAGUUCUCUGAUGACAUUAUUGAAGUGAGGAAGCUUGUUAUAACUCCAACAAAGGCGUACUGUCUCCCUCCAGAGGUAGAACUCUCGAAUAGGGUCCUUCGGAAGUACAAGGAGGUUGCUGAUAGAUUCUUGAGGGUGACUUUUACGGAUGAAGGGAUGCAACAGUUGAAUAGUAAUGUUUUGAACUACUAUGUUGCACCGAUCGUUCGGGACAUCACUUCAAACUCGUUUCCUCAGAAAACUACUGUGUUUAAGAGGGUAAAGGAUAUACUAACUAAUGGUUUUCAUCUAUAUGGUCAGAAGUACUCCUUUUUAGCAUUUUCGUCCAAUCAGCUACGGGAUCGGUCCGCCUGGUUUUUUGCAGAGGUUUCUGGCUCUAUAACAGUGGCAACCAUUAGGAACUGGAUGGGCAAAUUCUCUAAUAAGAAUGUCGCGAAGUGUGCUGCUCGAAUGGGGCAGUGCUUUUCAUCCACAUAUGCCACGGUGAACGUGACACCAAAUGAAGUAAAUUCUGAACUUGAAGAUAUUAAGCGAAAUGGAUAUGUCUUUUCAGAUGGAAUAGGAAAGAUCACACCAGAGCUUGCACUGGAAGUUGCCCAAAAACUGCAUUUGACGGAGGACCCCCCUUCUGCCUAUCAGAUCAGAUAUGCUGGCUGCAAAGGGGUCGUAGCUGUUUGGCCAGGAAAUGAUGAUGGGAUCAAGCUGUCCCUGAGACCAAGCAUGAACAAAUUUGAGUCUAACCAUACAAUCUUGGAGGUGGUUUCAUGGACCAGGUUCCAGCCAGGCUUUUUAAACCGACAGAUUGUGACAUUGCUUUCAUCAUUGAAGGUACCUGAUAGUGUUUUUGAAAGAAUGCAGGACACGAUGAUUCUUAAACUGAAUCAGAUACUUCAUGAUACCAAUGUUGCAUUUGAGAUUCUUACCACCUCAUGUGCUGAACAAGGGAACACUGCAGCAAUGAUGUUGAGUGCUGGUUUCAGACCUCAAAGUGAACCUCACUUGAAAGCGAUGCUCUCAUGCAUAAGGUCCACACAGCUAGGAGAUCUUUUGGCAAAAACAAAAAUUUUUGUUCCAAAAGGUAGGUUGUUAAUGGGCUGCCUUGAUGAACUUGGGGUUCUUGAACAUGGACAAUGCUUUAUCCAGGCGUCAACUCCUUCACUGGAGAAUUGUUUGUCAAAGCACGGUUCGAGGUUUUCAGCAUCACAGAACAAUAGGCAAGUCAUUGUGGGUACUGUGGCUGUAGGCAAAAACCCGUGUCUUCACCCAGGAGAUAUUAGGAUCCUUGAAGCUGUUGAUGUACCUGAGUUGCAUCAUCUUGUUGAUUGUUUAAUAUUUCCUCAAAGAGGAGACAGGCCUCAUACCAAUGAGGCAUCUGGAAGUGACCUGGAUGGCGAUCUCUACUUUGUGACAUGGGAUGAAAAUCUUUUACCUCCAGGCAAGAAGAGCUGGGUACCAAUGGAUUAUACCCCUGCUGAAGUCAAGCAAUUCCCACGGCAAAUCUUGCCUCAAGACAUUAUUGACUUCUAUUUGAAGAAUAUGGUAAAUGAAAACCAUGGUGUCAUUUGUAAUGCUCAUGUGGUCCAUGCUGACCGUAGUGAACAUGGAGCCCUGGAUGAGAAUUGCCUUAAGUUAGCUGAGCUGGCUGCCACUGCUGUGGACUUCCCGAAGACAGGAAAAAUUGUAACUAUGCCGCCAGCCCUUAAACCUAAGACCUAUCCUGAUUUCAUGGGUAAGGUAGACCGUUUGUCCUAUAAGUCAGAGAAGAUCUUGGGAAAGUUGUAUCGUAAGAUCAAAGAUGCCACUGAUGAUGAGUUGCCAUCCGAACUACCAUGCACAUUUGAGGACUUACCCUAUGAUACGGAUCUUGAGAUUAUUGGAUCCUUAGAUUACCUUGCCGAUGCAUGGCAAAACAAGGUUGUAUAUGACCGACAUCUAAAUGCAUUGUUAGCUCAGUACAGAGUCAGCUCAGAGGGGGAAGUGGUUACUGGCCAUAUUUGGUCCUUGCCAAAGUACAAUAGCAGGAAACAAGGCGAGUUAAAGGAGCGGCUAAAGAAUGCAUACAGCUCACUUCGUAAACAGUUCCGGCAUAUUUUUAAGACCAUGAGCCCUGAUCUUUUACAACUUACAGAUGAUGAGAAGUGUUUUUUUUAUGAAAUGAAGGCUUCAGCAUGGUAUCAAGUGACUUAUCAUCCUCGGUGGGUAAAAAAGUACAACGAAUUAAAAGAACCUGAUGGGGAUGGGGUGCCUGCACGGCUUAGUUUUGCAUGGAUAGCAGCUGAUUACCUGGUUCGGAUCAAGGUAAGAUGCCAGGAGAGGGGAACACCAGAUAACCAAAAGCCAAUUGAUUCAUUUGCAAGCUAUCUUUCUGGAAGGGUUUGAUUGCUUUAUGGGUUCAUCAGCUUCUAUGCAGAAUUGUCUUCUCUGGUCAGCAAGACCACUCUACCAACUUUUAGCAUUUAUCUCAUAGGAUAUCAAAUUUGUUUGUUCAA
Musa acuminata subsp. malaccensis (wild Malaysian banana) is the source of this 3880-nucleotide messenger RNA. NCBI's taxonomy places the organism in Eukaryota, Viridiplantae, Streptophyta, Magnoliopsida, Zingiberales, Musaceae. The record is from RefSeq and is a predicted model, not a curated record.